UUCUGAGUGUUUUCGGAAAUGUCAAGUACGUGAACUUUCUAUGUUAAAAUGUAAAAACUAAAAAUGGUGAGACGGCGAAGCAUAAUCAUCUGAUGCAUAAAGAAAUGAAAACUACAAGAUGAGGAAGUGCUAUGCUGUGCUGUGGUUGGUGCGAGUGGUGUUGGUGCUACUGCCACAGACUGCCUACAUCCAUCCUGAUGAAUUCUUCCAGACAGUAGAGGUUGUGGCAGGCGAUAUCCUGGGCUUGGAUACCUACACACCAUGGGAGUUCAACACCACAUCUCCGAUUCGUAGCGUAACUCUGCCGUUCAUGAUUCUGGGACCACCACUACUCCUCUUUAAUUUCUUGACAAUUCAUUUCCCCAGACUCGAGACAUCUUACUUCAUUCUCGUACUUCCACGCUUAGUCAUGGUCAUUCUAACUCUGGUUUUGGACCUUUCUGUGUAUUACAUGUGCCGAUGUCUAAAUUUGAAUGAGUGGAUGGGUCUAAUUUUAGUGUCAUCCAGUUAUGUAACGUUAACUUACCUGACCAGGACAUUUACAAACAGUUUUGAGACCAUGUUUUUUGCGCUGCUGCUUGCAGUGUUGAUAAGAGAAUGGAAAUCAACCAGAAGUUCAACAAUUCUGAACUUCAAAGUGCUGAGUACAGAUGUCAAAGAAAGAAAAUCAAAGAAGAAAUUCAAACCGAAAAAGAAAAUCAAAAGUACCUUUAUAGCUGAAAUUCCUAGGUACAGAUCAUAUGAAUGUAUUACUAGUAAUUUUCUCCCUUUGUCAGCUUUUCUUGUUGGGAUGAUAGUUGUUGCAGGUAUGUUUAACCGCCCGACUUUUCUAAUAUUUUCUAGCAUGCCAAUCUUUUUCUGGAUUUUAUCUUAUUAUACCAAGACAAACAAAUUCAAUUCCAUCAUGACAAUUGUGAUAUUUUCUGGUCUUGGUUUCUUGUUAUCGUUUGUAAUUUUUGUGUUUGUAGAUUCUGUGUACUUUAAUCCUGAAAUAUUAUCAACUGUUAAAAGUGAUUUUGAAAAAUGUCAGUCAUCCCAGAGAGAUUAUAUCAUGUGUUUGAAAGACACGAUAACAAAAUAUGUCGUUGUUACCCCAUGGAACUUUAUUUCUUACAACUCAAAGCGUGAUAACUUGGCUCAACAUGGCAUACAUCCGUGGUAUGUUCAUUUGCUUGUCAAUCUACCAUUACUGUUUGGACCAAUGUGCAUUGUGAUGUAUUAUUAUAUUGUUAAGUUUUUAUCUGACAUCUACAAAAGGACGUGGAAGAGCCACAACCUUGCUUUAAUAUUCAGUAACUGUGUACCGUUGAUUCUUCUGUCGUACUUCCCUCAUCAGGAGCCACGGUUUCUUAUUCCAUUGUUACCAAUCAUGACAUUGGUCACAGUGAAAAUUGUUAAUUCUGUGAACCACAAAUCAUUUCUUUGUUCUUGGUUUGUGUUUAAUUUGUUGUUGACGUUAUUGUUUGGAUUUUUACAUCAGGGACGUUUGACUUCAUGUAUUCAAUAUUUUCAACAUAAUCUUCAUUCCAAAUGCAGAACCAAAGAAUCCUCUACUCAAUGUUUUACUCAUAAAGAUAAGUUUGUUUUUUACCAUACAUAUAUGCCUCCAAGAUAUUUAUUUUUGGAUAAAAAUGUGAACAAUCAAAUAGUUGAUUUACAGGGUCAGGACUGGUCAAGUCUAAACAGUUACAAACCCAAAACAGUGAAACACCAUAUGUAUGUGAUAUUACCUGGAUCUCUCAUUCAAGAGGCAAAGCAUCAUUUGGAGUUUGACAUUGUUACCAGUUUUCCAUUACAUUUAACAAUGGAGGACCCACCGGAUGUGUCGCUAUUGUUUACUUUAUAUGACGACUUUACUAGUCAAAAUAUUUACAAAGUAUGGACAGAACUAUCAUCACAGUUGUCGUUAUUUAUAAUUAAAAUAAAAAGGUUUUACAUCCGCAUCACUACCGGGUAG
Mizuhopecten yessoensis (Yesso scallop) is the source of this 1957-nucleotide messenger RNA. Its product is annotated as GPI mannosyltransferase 4-like. Gene Ontology annotation, molecular function: alpha-1,2-mannosyltransferase activity. Bases 119 to 1957 code for a protein of 612 amino acids. The record is from RefSeq and is a predicted model, not a curated record. Gene Ontology annotation, biological process: GPI anchor biosynthetic process. The transcript has 4 exons. Gene Ontology annotation, cellular component: endoplasmic reticulum membrane. Lineage: Eukaryota; Metazoa; Mollusca; Bivalvia; Pectinida; Pectinidae.